GUCAACCCAGUAACCAUGGAGAGGUCUACAGCUUCUGACACAGCCUCUGCAAAGCCUAAUCCUGCCCACCACAGUGCAGGGGCUGUUCAAAUGAGGAUCAAAAAUGCCAACAGUCACCAUGAUAGACUGAGCCAAAGCAAAUCUAUGAUUCUGUCUGAGAACAUGAAAGUCACUGAGCCUAUAAGUCGUCACAGAAGAAAUCACUCCCAGCACAACCUGACACUUGCAGACAUCAUUAGUACCCCGGACCACAUGGUAGUGGAGAAAGAAGGAUAUCUCCUAAAAGCUAAAAUAGCAGAUGGUGGCAAGAAACUAAGGAAAAACUGGUCCACAUCCUGGAUUGUUCUCACAGCUCGGAAAAUGGAAUUCUACAAAGAAUCCAAGCAGCCAGCUCUGGCCAACCUGAAACCAGGACAUAAACCUGAGUGUGUGGAUUUGUGUGGUGCUCGCAUUGAGUGGACCUCAGAGAAAUCCAGCAGAAAGAAUGUUUUUCAGAUCACAACAGUUUCAGGAAAUGAGUUCCUCCUCCAGUCGGAUAUCGACUUCCUCAUAUUGGAUUGGUUCCACGCUAUCAAAAAUGCAAUUGACAGAUUGUCAAAAGAACGGAGUUGUACACCGAGAAAUUUGGAGUUCAAGCUCAGAAGAUCCUCCAGCAUCGAAUUACUGAAUAGCUUAGACACUGAAUCCAAAGAUCCAAAGCCUGAACACAGAAAAUCUCUAAUUUUCAGGCUGAACUACAGUACCUCCGACACAAAUGACAGAAACCGAGUUAAAAGCAGAUUAAAGAAGUUCAUCUCCCGGAGACCCUCCUUGAAAACACUGCAAGAAAAGGGACUUAUUAAAGAUCAAAUUUUUGGCUCCCAUUUGCACGUGGUUUGUGAGCACGAGAAAUCUACAGUCCCCCAGUUUGUACAACUCUGUAUAAAUGCUGUUGAAAAACGAGGUCUAGAUGUUGAUGGAAUAUACAGAGUUAGCGGCAAUCUGGCAACAAUACAGAAGUUACGAUUUGUUGUCAAUCAGGAAGAGAAGCUGAAUUUGGAUGACAGCCAGUGGGAGGACAUCCACGUUGUCACCGGAGCACUCAAGAUGUUUUUCAGAGAGCUGCCUGAGCCGCUGUUCCCAUACUGCUUCUUUGAACAGUUUGUGGAGGCGAUAAAAAUCCAGGACAACGUCAGUCGGAUCAAAUCUGUAAGGAGUUUGGUAAAAAAACUCCCUAGACCAAACUAUGAGACAAUGAAAAUCCUCUUUGGACAUCUAAAGAAGAUAGCAGCCAAGGAAUCCGUGAAUCUUAUGUCAACACAAAGCUUAGGAAUUGUGUUUGGACCAACACUCCUUAGACCUGAAAAGGAGACAGGGAACAUGGCAGUCCACAUGCUGUACCAAAAUCAGAUAGUUGAACUUAUGUUGAGUGAGUACAGCAAGAUCUUCGGCUCUGAGGAAGACUGA
Calypte anna (Anna's hummingbird) is the source of this 1446-nucleotide messenger RNA. RefSeq names its product Rho GTPase activating protein 15 (gene ARHGAP15). The transcript is spliced from 13 exons. The coding region runs from base 16 to 1446 and encodes 476 amino acids. The record is from RefSeq and is a predicted model, not a curated record. Lineage: Eukaryota; Metazoa; Chordata; Aves; Apodiformes; Trochilidae. Gene Ontology annotation, cellular component: cytoplasm. Gene Ontology annotation, biological process: regulation of GTPase activity; signal transduction.